Molecule: messenger RNA, 1325 nt
Organism: Oryza sativa Japonica Group (Japanese rice)
Lineage: Eukaryota; Viridiplantae; Streptophyta; Magnoliopsida; Poales; Poaceae
Source: RefSeq, a predicted model, not a curated record
UAUACCCUACCACACAACACAACCAAGAUCCACACACACUCACACAGUUCACACUCAUAUCAUAUCAACAACACAUCAAUCUCUUUAAUUUCCUCCAUCUUUCUUCUAAACCCAACCACAAAAAAAGGCCAAAAACCCAACAAGAUCGACCAUGGAAGGCCACCCUCUUCUUCACCACCUCCAGCAGCCCACCCUCGCUUACACGUGGGACCCACAGCUCGCGCCGUUCGACCACGUCGCCGGCGCCGGCGACCAGGUGGCCUUCUCCACGGCGUUGGAGCUCCGGCAGGCGCUGCUCCGGGCGCUGGCCGAGCUGGACGCGGCGCGCGCGGCGCACCAGGCGGAGCUCCGGCGGAUGGAGUCCGAGGCGGGGCGCCUCGACGCGCUCGUCGCGUACGCCGCCGCCGAGCGCGACGAGCUCCGGCGGAACUGACACUCCCUCCUGCUCCUGGUGCACCAACCAGAGCCAGCCCCCCGCGCCGCCGACGCCGACGCCGCAGGUCAGCAGCCUCCCCGCCGCGCACGUCGUCGCCGUCCCGGCCGUGGCGGACGAGCUGGCGGCGCUCGACGCCGCCGACGAGGCGGAGCUGGAAAUGGCGCUGGCGCGGCGGCUGCCGGAGAAGGGCCGGCUAGUGGAGGCCGUCGUGUCGGCGGGGCCGCUGCUCCAGACACUCCUCCUCGCCGGCCCGCUCCCCCGGUGGCGCCACCCGCCGCCGCCCGCGCCGGCCGACAUCCCGCCGUUCAACCCGACCAAGGCCGCCGACGCCGACAACAACUCCUUCUCCUCGGCGUCGGCCACGUCGUCCUCGCCGGAGAGCAACUGCAGCGGCGGCGGCGGGCACGCGCCGCUGGUGUCCCCGGCGCUGCCCUACCACAUGAUCCCCUUCUGCAUGUAGCGGCGUCGCCGACUCGCCGCCGUCGUCGUGGGUGAAGGUGCAUGCUAGCUCCCGUGCCUCCUGGGCGGGCACAUGCGCGCCACCAUUCGAUCGCCACCAACGGCUUAAUCGUGUCAUUAGUGCUAAGCUUAAUUACGCCUACGUAAGCAGCAGCUAGUCAUUACAUAAAUAAAUUAAGGCUUGGUUUUGAUUAGUAGGGGUGAUUAGUGGGGCGAUUAUAAUUAGCUUAGUGAUUAGAAGUGGGCAGAGAUUGGGACAUGCGAGACAAAGAAUUACAUGAAUGCCACUACCUACACUAGUAUCAUCAUGUACAUGUGUGUAUGAUAGUAUCUAAUUUAUCUAUGGGUGGUGUGUUUCUUUCUGAGACCACUGCAGAAUGCACUGGUUUCAUAUAUGUUGCUGUCAGUAAUUAAGUCUUUUGUUGAGAAA